This is a messenger RNA of Anthostomella pinea, 303 nucleotides long. Lineage: Eukaryota; Fungi; Ascomycota; Sordariomycetes; Xylariales; Xylariaceae. The record is from the annotation of a GenBank genome assembly.
AUGACGCCGCCUUGCCGCGUCUUCCCAGCCUCGCAGCUGGAGUCGGAAAUCCAGGUGAACGACGACGGGCGCAGACGGAAGGGCGGCAAGAUCGACCUCUCGGCCUGCGAGCUGCUGUCGAUGGUGCAGUACGAAUGCAAGAUUGAUCAUCCGGAAGCUUCGGGCAGUCCGGUGCGGUGCUGGCCGGUGCAGCGGUGGUUUCGGCGGUGUCGGGACAACAGGGGCGCUUUCACCGUCGAGACCACCAUGUGGGAAGGGAAGACGUUGCCGGUUGAAGCUGAGAAAGCGUCCAAGACGAGUUGA